AAGAAUUUCGGUGUUAAAGGUAGUUUAGGUGUAAGGAUUUACACGGAAGAGUACAAUUGUUGGAAUGGGGUGAAGCUGUCACAUUGAAUAGAAUACAUUUCUAGGCAAACCCCGCGCUUUUCUCUCUCCUCUCAACACCCCUCCACAAACAAAUAUUCCCACUUCCCAAACAUUUUCCUUCUGCAAAAUAUUAUCCUAAGAAUACAAAAACGUUACAAGUCUUUCUGCUUAUGGCUAAUUAUAUCUUUUUCUGUAUACGGCUUUUCCUUCUCUGAUUCAAACAGGUUUGUGGAUAUUGCUAAGUGGAUAGAGGUAUCUACAGUUGAGGAUUAUAAAUUGAAGGGCUUAGGAACUAUUGAUGAAAAGAAUAUGGGGAGAAGUAGCAAUGAUAUGAUAUUCCGGGCGGAUAAAAUUGAUUUGAAAAGUUUGGAUGUUCAAUUGGAGAAGCACUUGAGUAGAGUUUGGUCAAGCAAUGUGGAGAAGGAAAUGCAAAGGCCGAAGGAAGUGUGGGAAAUUGAUCCUUCAAAGUUGGAAAUAAGGUAUCUUGUAGCUCAGGGAACCUAUGGUACUGUUUACCGAGGUACCUAUGACAAUCAAGAUGUUGCAGUGAAGCUGUUGGAUUGGGGAGAGGAUGGCAUGACCACUGCUGCGGAAACUCUUGCUUUGCGGGCAUCAUUUAAGCAGGAGGUCACUGUUUGGCAAAAGCUUGACCAUCCAAAUGUUACCAAAUUUGUUGGUGCUUCUAUGGGAACUUCAAAUCUUAAGAUUCCUUCAAAGAAUCCUUCUGAGGGCUACACCACACUUCCUUCUCGGGCUUGUUGUGUACUUGUGGAAUUCCUCCAUGGAGGAACAUUGAAAAAUUACUUGUUCAAAAACAGGAAAAAGAAACUAGCCUUUAAGAUUGUCAUUCAACUUGCUUUGGAUCUGUCUAGGGGGUUGAGCUAUUUGCAUUCGGAAAAGAUUGUACAUCGUGAUGUGAAAGCUGAAAAUAUGUUGUUGGAUACAGAUAGAACUCUAAAAAUUGCUGAUUUUGGAGUUGCUCGUGUUGAAGCGCAAAAUCCUCGGGACAUGACUGGUGAAACUGGAACUCUUGGAUAUAUGGCUCCAGAGGUACUUGAUGGCAAGCCCUAUAACAGAAAAUGUGAUGUAUACAGCUUUGGUAUUUGCUUAUGGGAGAUUUAUUGCUGUGAUCUUCCAUAUCCAGAUCUUAGCUUUGCUGAAGUUUCUUCUGCAGUUGUCAGACAGAACUUGCGACCAGAAAUUCCCCGAUGUUGUCCAAGUUCUCUAUCGCACGUCAUGAAGAAAUGCUGGGAUGUAAAUCCACAAAAGCGACCUGAAAUGGACGAGGUAGUAAGAUUAUUAGAAGCAAUUAAUACGAGCAAAGGAGGAGGAAUGAUACCUGAAGAUCAAGCUGGUGGCUGUUUCUGCUUUGGUCCAACCCGGGGUCCAUAAUUUCUGUGGUUUCUUUUUGUUCCCUUUGGCUAAAUCAAUGAAAUUGUACGAUUAAUUAGAAAUCAAGCAAUACUUCUUGAACUUGUGCUUUGGGUUAUUGACAUCUCCACCAAAUGAGUUUAAGGCUUUUUGUAUGCUACCUUCCAUUUGUAUGUUCUUCUUGGAAGAAAAAACUGUUCACAUAUUGUUACUCAUGGUUGUAUUUUUGUGACGAGCCAAAUAAAGUAUCAUGUGACUUGCACAUGGACAAGGGGUUAUAUUGUAAUUAGCUAUAUUCUUUGUAUAAAUAAAUAGGGUAAUUAGGGCUUGUAAUGGAUAGAUUGUGAAUUGAUAUUGAAAUUGUUUUUCCCUUUCUCUCUCUAUUA
This is a messenger RNA of Lycium ferocissimum, 1817 nucleotides long. Its product is annotated as serine/threonine-protein kinase STY13-like. Gene Ontology annotation, biological process: protein phosphorylation. Gene Ontology annotation, cellular component: plasma membrane. The transcript has 7 exons. The record is from RefSeq and is a predicted model, not a curated record. Gene Ontology annotation, molecular function: ATP binding; protein kinase activity. Bases 370 to 1452 code for a protein of 360 amino acids. NCBI's taxonomy places the organism in Eukaryota, Viridiplantae, Streptophyta, Magnoliopsida, Solanales, Solanaceae.